AGCUUGUGUUACUUUAACACCAGAACAUCACUGUAGAUUCAUCACAUUCUAGCAACGCAAUCAACACCCUCAUCAGUCACCAGUCACCAGCAGCAAGUAAUGAAUAUGGACAAAAAUAAGAUCCUACAACACUGCCUGCUUCUGGGAGUUUUUGGCAGUGCUGUGUGUACUGAUGGGUGGAAGGUCAGUGUGGUAGAAAGCCUCGACGCCCUGGUUUCAUCCUGUGUUGUGCUGCCCUGUACUUUUAGUCACCCUCAUGAAAACCUGCCCACAUCUAAACUCAGAGGAAAAUGGCAUGUGACUAGUGACAGAGACCAGCUCAUCUACUAUGAGGACAGCACAAGGGUCUUGGAAAACUUUAGGGGUCGUACAAAAUUGUUGGGGAAAUUGGGAGAUGGCAACUGCACCUUAGAAAUGAUUGAAGUUAAAGAGCAUGACAGUGGACCCUUCUGUUUCCGGAUUGAAAUAGCACGAACGCCAACUGACACGUCCACCCCUGACAAAUUCUCCUUCGUCAAAAACUGUGUUACGUUAAACAUGAUACAUGAGCCUCCAAAACCCUCACUGGCACACAAGAUCCCUGUGGAAGGAUAUCCUUUUACCAUCACCUGUUCAGUGACACAUACCUGCCCCUCACACAUACCGAAACUCACAUGGAGUCGAGGCUCUGAAAAUGAGAUCACUGAGCAUCACAGGAAACUCCAGCUGGGGAUGUGGGAGACCCAGUCCAUUCUGACAUUCAUCCCUAAAGAAGACGACGACCACAAGGAUGUCACCUGCACUGCUGAGUUUAACGGACAGAGGACAUCAGAGGAAACGAUGACACUCUUUGUCAAACGUGCAGUAAACUAUAACCACAUCAUCAUUCCGACAGUCGUGGCCAUUAUCACUGCUGGGAUCUUUGGAGGUCUCUGUAUUUUCAUGAUGAAAAAAUACAAGAAACGUAUUAACGAGCUGCAAAGUCAAGACGGCACCAUGUGGAACAGGAUGUCCAGGAUCUCCCGCAGGUUUCGCUCUAAUGCUCCGACACCAAGACAUGCCAAUCAAAAGUCAAGCAACUAUGUCGAGGAGAACGUCAGCAAACCUCGUUUCCCAUCUCCCAAAAGCCAGCCAAAGUCCUACAGUUACAAACAGGACAUGGACAACGAUGACUACAUGAACACUGCUGAUGGCAACAUCUACGGAAACAUAUGACAGAAAUAACCUUCAACUAAAAGAAUUUAUGACAAUUCUAACACAUAUGGAAUAAAGAUGGAUUAAGCGUAUUUGAUGAUUGCAGCUCUGUUAUGCACAACUCUUUGGCAGCACUUUCUCCAUCAUUAAAAAUAUCCUUAUAACGCUGAUGAUUAAAAUCUGUUGUAAAAGUACAUUAAAUGCAUUUUAAAGAUAUCGUGUUCCUUACGUAUGCUGAAUACCAUUUUCAUGUCAUAUACUACCGCUGUAAGGAUUUAAGCAAGAAAUUGUCUUAUAAGCACUUGUUGUGGCAUCAGUAUGCUAUGUUAUGUAUGUUUAUCAUGGAUUUCUAUUUUUCUGUAUCCUGUGUAUGUGUAACAUUUAACUUGUGUGUUAAAUAUUAUGGUUAAUGCAAGAGACUAAUUAAUUGCUCUUUCACUUUAAUAAAAAAAUAUUUGCUUGUUUAUAUUCAACUAAUAUUGUUGGCAAUAUAUAAAAGCUUAA
Molecule: messenger RNA, 1677 nt
Organism: Sphaeramia orbicularis (orbiculate cardinalfish)
Lineage: Eukaryota; Metazoa; Chordata; Actinopteri; Kurtiformes; Apogonidae
Product: myelin-associated glycoprotein-like
Exons: 11
Coding region: 100-1194 (364 amino acids)
Source: RefSeq, a predicted model, not a curated record